GAUGCCUGGCUGCGCCAUGGCGGAAGCCGGGGAGAAGGAAACCAGGUCUUAUGAGGAAUCAACAGAUGAAUCUGAGGAAGAUGAGAGUGAAGAAGAACCUAAGCUCAAGUAUGAACGGCUUUCUAAUGGAGUGACUGAAAUUCUCCAGAAGGAUGCAGCCAGCUGCAUGACAGUGCAUGAAAAGUUUUUGGCACUGGGAACACACUAUGGCAAAGUUUAUUUACUUGAUGUCCAGGGGAACAUCACACAGAAGUUUGAUGUUAGCCCAGUGAAGAUAAAUCAGAUCAGCCUGGAUGAAAGUGGAGAACAUAUGGGUGUUUGCUCAGAAGAUGGGAAGGUACAAGUGUUUGGAUUAUAUUCAGCGGAAGAGUUUCAUGAAACGUUUGACUGUCCUAUUAAAAUUGUUGCUGUUCAUCCACAAUUUGUAAGAUCCCACUUCAAGCAAUUUGUAACAGGAGGAAAAAAGUUGCUGUUAUAUGAAAGAGGUUGGAUGAAUAGAUGGAAGCCUUCAGUUUUACACGAAGGGGAAGGAAAUAUAAGAAAUAUAAAAUGGAGGGGGCACUUAAUUGCUUGGGCUAAUAAUAUGGGCGUGAAGAUACUUGACAUGAUCUCCAAGCAAAGAAUUACCAAUGUGCCUCGAGAUGACAUAAGCCUCCGCCCAGAUAUGUAUCCCUGCAGCCUUUGCUGGAAGGAUAAUUUAACACUGAUUAUUGGCUGGGGAAAUUCAGUAAAGAUUUGCUCAGUAAAAGAACGGCAUGCCAGUGAAAUGCGUGACCUACCAAACCGCUACGUGGAAAUAGUUUUCCAAUUUGACACUGAAUUCUACGUCAGUGGACUUGCACCUCUCUGUGACCAGCUUGUUAUACUUUCAUAUGUAAAGGAGAUCUCCGAAAAAACGGAAGUGGAGUGUUGUGCAAGGCCUAGACUCGAUAUUGUACAACCCCUGCCUGAGUCCUGUGAGGAGAUCUCUUCUGAUGCACUAACAGUACGAGGAUUUCAGGAAAAUGAAUGUCGUGAUUAUCAUUUAGAGUAUUCAGAAGGCGAAUCACUUUUUUAUAUCAUCAGCCCAAGAGAUGUGGUUGUGGCCAAAGAGCGAGACCAAGAUGAUCAUAUUGACUGGCUUCUUGAAAAGAAGAAAUACGAAGAAGCUUUGAUGGCAGCUGAGAUCAGUCAGAAAACCAUAAAAAAGCACAAGAUUUUGGACAUUGGCUUAGCCUAUAUAAAUCACCUGGUGGAGAAAGGAGAGUAUGAUCUGGCUGCUCGAAAGUGCCAGAAAAUCCUUGGCAAAAACACAGAACUCUGGGAAUUUGAAGUUUACAAGUUUAAAGAAAUAGGUCAGCUUAAAGCAAUUAGUCGUUACUUGCCAAGACGAGAUCCAGUUUUGAAACCUCUGAUCUACGAAAUGGUCCUGCAUGAAUUUUUGGAAAGUGACUAUGAGGGGUUUGCAACCCUAAUAAAAGAGUGGCCUGGAGAUCUGUACAACAACACAAUCAUAGUUCAAGCUGUAGUGGAUCACCUGAAGAAAGAUCCACAGAACAGGACUUUGCUACAAACACUUGCAGAACUGUACACUUACGAUCAGCGCUAUGGCAGGGCCCUAGAAAUCUACCUAACUCUGAGGCACAAAGAUGUCUUCCAGUUGAUCCACAAGCACAAUCUGUUCAGUUCUAUCAGAGACAAAAUUGUUCUGCUCAUGGAUUUUGAUUCAGAGAAAGCAGUAGACAUGCUUUUGGAUAAUGAAGAUAAAAUUUCCAUUGACAGAGUUGUUGAAGAAUUAGAAAAUAGGCCUGAGUUACAGCAUGUGUAUUUACACAAGCUUUUCAAGAGAGACCACCAUAAAGGCCAACGGUAUCAUGAGAAACAGAUCAGCCUUUAUGCUGAAUAUGAUCGACCAAACUUACUUCCAUUUCUCAGAGACAGCACACACUGCCCAUUGGAGAAGGCUCUUGAGAUCUGCCAGCAGAGGAACUUUGUAGAAGAGACAGUCUAUCUUCUGAGCAGAAUGGGUAAUAGCCGCAGUGCCUUGAAGAUGAUUAUGGAAGAAUUGCAAGAUGUAGAUAAAGCUAUUGAAUUUGCCAAGGAACAAGAUGAUGGAGAACUUUGGGAAGAUCUCAUUUUAUAUUCUAUUGACAAACCACCUUUUAUUACUGGUUUGUUGAACAAUAUUGGAACCCAUGUCGAUCCUAUUCUUUUGAUCCACCGCAUUAAGGAAGGCAUGGAGAUUCCUAAUUUGAGAGACUCACUAGUGAAAAUUCUUCAGGAUUACAACUUGCAGGCAAAAAGAAUCUUGUGCUGGGAUCCACGAAGGAGGAGUGCAGAUGGAAAGAGAACCUGCUGCUUGACUUGCAAGUCACUGCCUAACACAAAAACUGUGCUGGUCUUUCCAUAAUGAUGGCUUUCCAAAAGAUGUUGCUGCUGUGUCAUUAUGUUGUUUAAUUGUGGGCUCCUUUUGUAAGCCCUGAUAAGAUUGUUUUAUGCCUAUGUAAGCAUGCCAAUGCAAAUUUCCUAUUAAGCUCUUGAGUUUCCAUACCAGUAAAUUUUACUUAGGUGUGAUGUGAAAUACGGGUAGGAGUUAAAAGCAGUGCCUUUGACAGACUUCCUCUUUUUGAGAACAGUCCUUUCCAUCUCAGCAAAACCAAGUGAAUCAAACUGAGUGGCUAGCAAAGUAUGUGUGACUCACAGUGUGCAUUAGAGAAUCCAACAAGAAAGUCUACUAAUGCAAAUUUUAUUGUAUUUUUUUUUAAUAUGGACUCUUCCUUGAAUAAUUUUUUAUGAUGUUGGCAGAUUGCAGACUGAUGGCUUCAUUUUUAAAAAAUUGCCACCCACUCGAUGAAAUGCUACCACUGCUCUAUAUGCUACUCUAAGCUCACCUCAGCUUUGUGGUUAACCUUUGAAAUCUGAUCACUACCAAACAACCAAGCAUAGCACUAAAGCAGAAUUAGAUAUUGUUUUGGGCAGAAACAAAAUAGAGAUAAUGUGCAACUUUUUUCUGCCAUGAGCUUAAAACUGAGCAUCCUCCUAACUAUUCCCCUAAGCAGGGAAAUAUUUAAGUGGUUUUUUUAAUUGGGAUUAAACCUUGAAGUGAUUUUUUUUGUUGGUUUUUUUUUUUUUUUACCCAUGAAGAUAAUUUAUUUUGGUGUUUUGUCUUUGACACUGUUUGAGUUAAUGUAUUAAAACCAUAGUACAUAAUCAAAUGACCCUGAUUGUAAUGAUGAAAGUUUAUUUACUGCUGAAAUAAUGCUGAUUUUAGUGUUUAUAUACAGUAACAUUCACAAGCAACAAAGUUAUAGGGUUUUUUUUAUUUUAAUAGGAGCAUUUAUCAAAUAAAAUGUAGUCUGAAGCUUUUUUAGUGCUUCUGAAAUUUACUUUGUUGCUGUCAUAAAUUUAUAGAUAAAUUAGUCAGGUAAUCUUAAAGAGAAACCUGAUUACUUAUUAGAAAUUACACAUUCCUAGUGCUUUUUUUUAAGUGCAAAUGAAUCACCAUUCUCCAGGUUUCUAAAUCAUUGUAUCACACAUCUCACAAAGAAGGCUGAUUGUAAAAUCUCCUUAUUUGUAGACUUGUGAAUUAAUUAUAAGCCUGUUGUGCUUUCCAAAUGUAUAAAAUAGGUGUCUUUUCAGCUUUAGUUCGUAUCUGAAUGAAAUGUAGGAGUGGUAUUGGAAGAGGCUUAAAUACCUCCCUUGUUUUAGAAAGAAAUGCUUCAUUUUUCACCCUUUCUAUGUCAUUUGUUAGAAUAAAUCUUUGAAAGAUGUUGAUUUUCUUAGACUCCUAGCUUUAAAAUACAGAAGCAAUUUGUUUAGAUGUAGUAUACUUAGAGAUUUUGUAGAUUAGCAUUUUACACAAACACUGACUUACUAGUUUGUACUUUGAACCUGCAGGAACUCUGAUGGGUAACAGACAUUGAUCCAUUCACAGAAUUCACAUCUCUCCAUUCAUAAUAGACUUUAUGAACUAGCAGAACCCAAUGAUAAUCCAAUGAAUGAAUGCUUGAAACAGCACCUGGAAAAAUUGUUAGGUUAUGUUCCUGAACAUAACUAAAAAUGCUGUUCAGACACAUUGGAGUCACUAGAGGCCAGGUGGCAGCUUGCACAGGGGGAGAUGUGCCUUUUGGCUGUAAAGAGUGAAAAUAAUGUGUUUUAAUUGCGGCAGUGAUGCUGUUUGAAAGAAUUUGGUUAACUGGCCUUGAGAAACUUGGACUUGUUUGUGGGUUAAGCUGAAUCAAGGCCUGAAUUAAUUCCCAUAGUUUUGAGUAUACCCUUUAAAAUUAACUCCAUACUGCAGUGCUUUUCUUUAAAGAUAAUGUUAGGCUUGAUUUACACAUGUAAAUCAAGGCUGUUUUAAUCAAAUAGAAUGGUUUAUGCCUAAUAUCUUCCCUAAUAUAGCCAGAAAACAAAUUAUUUUUUGCAAUAUCAGUUUUGUUUUUAGCAAUUUUCAUUAAUUUCAUGAAAGGCAUUAUUUCUGCCUAAAACUUCUUUCUGUAGGUGCAUAAUCCUGUCAUGCUUGUGCUCACAAUUACAUUCUUUGAAAGGAUAAAUAAAAUUCAGUUUCAUCGUCAGUACUGUUUCUGUGAUGAAAGUGGUUUCAUCACAGAUUUAUGCCCAAUGUCAGUUUUAACUAGUUCAACUUAACCUUAAGGUGCACAGUUACCUAUUUCUCUCCCCUUUAAUGAAGCUCCCACUCUCUGGACUCAAAUUCCCUUUCCUUUGCUUUCUGUAACUCUUGAAUUAUCCAUUUUUAAGGUCAUCAAAUAAAUUUCUACAGAAGUGUUGAGAAUAUAUUACCUUGAGAAUAGACAUUUUACAUUCUGCAUUGCGAUUUUUCCUUUUGUAUAGUAAUGGCUGCCUACUGUUUUCCAUUUCUAGCAAAAUAAAGUCUGACAGUCUUUAUGUGGUAUGGAAAGAUCUUAGUGCUGUUUAAAUAAUGGGAGAAAGUGCAUAUUUCUUAAAAUAUAUGUUUUAUCAGAUAUUUCUGUUACUCCUGGGUUUUAAGGCAUCAAACAUUAUCAAGGUUUUCCAGUGAGCUAGUGAUGUCUGUUGUUUCCCUCUUCAUUGUUCUUUCUUUUUAAUUAAUUUUUUCUAUUACCACACUGUAUUUUAAUUAAGAAAUGCUAGGACACACUUCCGUCUUCCCAUUGUAUCUUUGUUCUGCUUCUUUCAUUUAACAUGGUCACAGCACCAAGGUUAUCAGAGUUCAAGAAACAUUUGGACAAUGUUCAGAGUCACUUGGUGUGAUUCUUGGUGCUGUCCUCUAUAGCACCAGAAGUUGGACUUGACACAGUCUCAUUUGUCCUUGCUAAAAGUUUCUUGUAUUUUUUUCAAACCUAGCAACAUUUUUCUUUAUUUAGAACAAAAUUUUACUUUCUUUGUUGCCUUUGGAUAAAGUUAUCAAGGGGAGGACAUAGCCAGAUUGUUCCUGAGAUUAUCAACAGAUAAAAAUUACUCAUUUUCUAAGUGUUUGCCUUGUAGAUCUGCAUUUAGUUGCUGGUGCUCUGAAAUGUUUUAUAGGUCAAUGUCUCCAAUACUGGAAAAGUGUCAUUCACCCACUGAUAUGCCCAAUUUGAAAUGUUCACAGUAUUACUCAGUGUUAAAUUUUUUUAAUGUACUUCAGAUUUGCAGUCUUAUCUGCAAAUCUGUCAUUCUUAGCAGUGUGUCCUUAAUACUUCAGAAUGUAUAUGUGAAAAGGUGGAGUUUUGGACAGUGUCCACCUGGCUGUAAAAUCUGUUAUUGUGCUUUUUCUUAGGUCUUUGCAUUAUCUGUAUUUUGCACUGUCUUAGAAUGCUUGCUGUCUCCUGUAAUGAAAAUUAUCAGAAGAAAGGAAUGAGCAUUGCUUCUUUAUACCUCUCUUUUAGUAGGGUCAGUCACAUUAUACUUAACUGUAUCUUUGGGAAGCAGUUUUCAAAGGAAUUGCUGUCUUGGAAAACAAAUUUCCAAACAUCAGAUGGGUAGGAGGAAGAAAAAAUUCCAAAAUACUUACUUGGGUUUGUCGCCUUUCCAUACUUGCUCCAUUAAGUAUUGUGAAAUAAGGUUCUGUAUAAUUGUUAUGCCCUCGCUUCUUCUGUGUUUCAAAACCAUUGUCAAUCUAAUGAAAAAUACCAAAUAAGUCAAAAGAGAUCUGAGACUUUUGCUGAAGAGGAAUGAACUAGGAACCUUUGGUUAGUUGCAUGGACAUAUAAUACUGCUUAUUAAAUGACUCCUCAGCGGGAUAUAUGUUUGAACACAAUGUAUUUUGACUUGCAGUGUUCAUGAAGGUUUUAAGAUUAUCAAAUAUCUUUUCUGAAGAAGACAGGAAAGAUACAGGAAGAAGAAUUUUAAAUGGUGUGGAAAUUAAUUCUGAGGUGCACUGUAAAAAUUCCUCUCUGUUGUAAUUUGUUAACACUGUCUCAUAGAAAGACAUUCAUAAUUAUGAUAAUAGUAUCUCUGUAAAGAGUUCUAUUUCUUGAUGUUUGUUUUUGUUUUGUGGGGUUUUGGGGGUUUUUUUUAUGGGCUUUUCAUUUAGGUAGAGGUGAUGGCAACAAAAGGUUCCUCCUUUAUAAUACCUUGAAAAGUUUUAAAUAUUCCUUGCACUCACUUUGGCAGCAAAAACAGAGUGAUGA
Molecule: messenger RNA, 6590 nt
Organism: Passer montanus (Eurasian tree sparrow)
Lineage: Eukaryota; Metazoa; Chordata; Aves; Passeriformes; Passeridae
Gene: VPS41
Product: VPS41 subunit of HOPS complex
Exons: 26
Coding region: 2-2389 (795 amino acids)
Biological process (GO): endosomal vesicle fusion; vesicle-mediated transport; protein targeting to vacuole
Cellular component (GO): HOPS complex; late endosome
Molecular function (GO): protein binding
Source: RefSeq, a predicted model, not a curated record